AUGAUUGUGAACAUUGUCGGUGCUUCUUGCAAAAGGAGAGAUGUGUUACUUCAAAAGCACCAUGAUAAGAUUAUCGAGAAAUUGGACAGAUGUGAGAUCUACUCAGGAAGGGGCCAACAUCAAGAGACUAAUCUUGCAAGACCUGGUGAUACUCGGUGGGGCUCACAUUAUACAACUUUAAUCCACCUAUUUACUAUGUGGGAAUCAGUAUUAGAGGUAUUAGAGAUUCAGAAAGAUCAAAACAUUGUUAAUACAAUGGAGUUGAUAGUAAUUGUAAAAGAACUAAUGCAAGACUUGAUUGAAAAUGGAUGGGGUGCAUUUUUAGAAGAAGUCAGGAACUUUUAUGUUGCAAUGUCAGUUUCAGUACCCAAUAUGGAAGAUAGUAUACCAGUUCAAGGUCCUUCGAGAUGUGGAAGGCAAUUGGUUACUUAUUAUCAUCAUUAUCAUGCGGAGCUCUUUAUUGCUGUGAUUGAUUUAUAUACUGCUAUAAAGUUAUUAAGAUGCAUUGCUUGUGUUGAUCCAAGAAACUCUUUUUCAAAAUUUGAUCAUGGUAUGCUUGUUCGCAUUGCUCAGAUUUACUCUGAUGAUUUCUCCACAUCCGAUCAUCUUAUCUUGAAAGAGCAACUUCGCAUAUAUAUGCUUGAUGUGAGAAGAAAUUUUGAUUUUUCAAGUUAUUAUGAUCUUGCAAGUCUUUCUAUGAAAAUGGUUCAAACUAAUAAGCUUUUGACUUUUCAAUUGGUUCAUCGCCUUAUUGAAUUGGCAUUGAUCUUACCGGUGGCAACAACAAUAGUUGAAAGAGCGUUUUCAACAAUGGAUAUUAUCAAAACAGAUUUGCGAAACAAAAUAGGUGAUGAAUAG
This is a messenger RNA of Dioscorea cayenensis subsp. rotundata (Guinea yam), 858 nucleotides long. RefSeq lists its product as uncharacterized. The record is from RefSeq and is a predicted model, not a curated record. Bases 1 to 858 code for a protein of 285 amino acids. NCBI's taxonomy places the organism in Eukaryota, Viridiplantae, Streptophyta, Magnoliopsida, Dioscoreales, Dioscoreaceae. The transcript is spliced from 2 exons.